UUUACAAUGCUUUUGUGUCCACUUUGUGAUGUGGGCCAUUUUGAAAACAUAAGAAAUCUAUCUGCGCACAUGAGAUUUUAUCAUGGAGAUCUCUAUAUAAGUUUAGUCUGUCGGCAAAUAGGCUGUGGUAAGAGGUUAAGCAACUGGUCCAAUUUCAAAAGGCACGUACAGACUCACAUUGUAAUUGAUGAGAAUGUUGGUGAUGGUAAUGAUUUGGCUGAGCCCGACGACCUUGGUCACGAUGAUAAUGGUGUAAAUUUUGAAAAUAACAUUAUUGACAAUUUGCCACUGAAUGAGGCUGGACCUGACUUAGGAUUACCUAAUGACAUUGGUGUGGACGAUAAUAGAAAUGAAGCUGAUGCUCCGUUUGAUCGAUUCUCUCUCGAGAGUUUUGUUAAUUGUAUUUAUAGUAAUAUAUACCGUUACGGUACGUAACGUGCUACGAAUUUUCUUUAAUAUAUAACAGGAGCAUCAGCCAAGGAACGACUAUGAAAAACUUCUCAAACUAUGUAUUCUUUUCUGUGGAGGGACUCUCCCGAAGGGAAGUGUCAAUGCGCCAGGCGCACUGAGUGACGCCAGAUGGAUGGCUAGGGCUUCGUAUUGCCUCCUAUUGUACCUAUUUGAGGGACAAUUCAGUCUGACUCGUUAUGAGAAGACUGGCGUCGAGCGAGUGUGCCUGUUUGUUGUGAAAAUUUACAUUCACCACUGGUUUACGUGCCAAAUAGCGCGCUGGGCCCCCCGCAACGACUUGGAGCUGUUAGGGUCACUGCGGGCAUAUGCAGAGUUCGAUCCACAGGUCGCGGACAAGGGGCUCAAAGCAGUGGGCCGACACCUCUGGUACUUAAGUGAAGAGAUCGUUGGGCUUGCCUUUUUUGAUGAAAUCGUAUCCGCUGAUACCAAAAUAAAAAUGGUCCAUUCAAUGAAGACGAAUAAGGGGAGCAAUAUUCCGCCCCAUCGGCUGUCUGUGACGGGAUCAGCUUUAAAGGCCCUUGCCUACCGGGGCCUAGAAGACUUAGUUACAACCUCUACAAUGAACUUUUUCAAAAAGGCAAAACUUCCCACUGACUUCCUGGAAAAGCCCCCCUUGGAGUGGGAAAGUGACCCAAGUUACAAGGAAUGCCUUGCAGUAGUGCGUAAUUUAAAAGUGGUCAAUGACACUGCGGAAAGGGGAGUAGGUUUAAUUAAGGAGUAUACUGCUGCUGGUCUAACUAAAGAUGAGGAGCAGCUUCAAUCAAUUUUGAAAAUUGUGAAAAAUCACCGAGCUUGUUACCCAAAACUAACCAAAAGUGAGCUAGUCUAA
Molecule: messenger RNA, 1300 nt
Organism: Frankliniella occidentalis (western flower thrips)
Lineage: Eukaryota; Metazoa; Arthropoda; Insecta; Thysanoptera; Thripidae
Exons: 3
Coding region: 584-1300 (238 amino acids)
Source: RefSeq, a predicted model, not a curated record